Colius striatus (speckled mousebird) is the source of this 3140-nucleotide messenger RNA. It is a transcript of the gene C1QTNF12, whose product is annotated as C1q and TNF related 12. Gene Ontology annotation, biological process: negative regulation of gluconeogenesis; positive regulation of D-glucose import across plasma membrane; positive regulation of insulin receptor signaling pathway. Gene Ontology annotation, molecular function: hormone activity. The transcript is spliced from 7 exons. The record is from RefSeq and is a predicted model, not a curated record. The coding region runs from base 1086 to 2057 and encodes 323 amino acids. NCBI's taxonomy places the organism in Eukaryota, Metazoa, Chordata, Aves, Coliiformes, Coliidae.
GUUGAUGGAAACUCAUUCAGGGAAGAAGUACUUAUUUGCUGAGGUAAAGCAAAAGCUGAGGAGGGUUUUGCCAGUGUGCAGCUGGGGAAAGGAGCAGUGAGAAAAAAUCAGACGUGCUCUACAGCCAGAGGUACCUGAAAUCUUGCCUUGCGUGAGGGGAGAUGGGGAGGAAGAAGCCACGAGCCUCUGCAUCCUGACAGCUGCGGCAUCGGGACUCACUGCUGCUCGUCUCACUGAAGGAAAGUGAAGAUAAACUCAGCUUAAAGAGGGAGAGGAGCUAGACUUGGGCAAGCUUUCAGUUCCUGAUGGACCCAGGUACACCCUCAGACUCUUUGCUUCUCCCUGUUUGAACUUUCACGAUAUGAGCAGCUGAUUCUGUGCUUGGAGGGCUGAGCACUCGCCUGAGCUGGGAUGCUUCCAGCCUCUUUGGAAGAGCAGUGGCUGUAGCAACCUUGGAUUACAGUUCUGCAGCACCUUGAAAGGAAAGGAUGAGGACUUGUCACUGAGGAAAGGGAAGCAUCACUCCAGAGAGAAUGGAGGGGACACAUUCAAACCUGCUUUGAACCGAACACAAUGCGAGAAAGCGAAAUCUCCCGUUGAAGAGGAGCAACCUAACAGCCCCCUAAUGAGCUUGUGUUGUCAGUUCUGGCCUGAGCAACUGUUGCCCUGAGCAAUUUGACUUCUCUGGGUUUCAUAGUUGAGUGCAUUUUAAACGAGUCUGUAGACUUAUUGGAGGUGGGGGGGGAGUGGGGGUGGGGGGGAGGCGACACUUCAAGGUGGGUGGCAGGACUUUCCAGGGCCUCUUGUAUUUAUGUAAGCUUCAAGAGGCUGAAUGGACUUACCUCUUUCCUCGAGUGAAUCCAGACUUUCAAACAAGUUUAUCUCUCCCAUUUCCAUGUGUCCUGCUUGAGCAGAGAGACCUUGAGCAGAGAGGCAUCCCUGGCCCUUGUGUAGCCCAGAGGCUUGGCCUUGACCCUCCUCACCUCCUCCUUUUGCAUUGCUUGCUUUUUAGAGAGAAGCCCGUGUCUAUUCCUUUCAUUAUCCUGCUUGGAGAGUGCCCUUCCUUUGGCCCCUCCCUUUUCAAAAUGAAGGGGUGCACCUGGGUAUUUGUGGCAACUUUACUUUGUCAGCAGUUUUGCCUCUUCAGAGUGGCGGCAGCGAAGAGAGAGAGGAAAGGGAAGAAAGAACCUAACCAGUACACAGAGCCUCUCAAUGCCACCCUCUCCAACAGUGAGGAGCUGCACGGGCAUCCCAAGAUCCUAGAAUCUCCAGAUCCCCGAAUCACAGACCCCCGGCGGACCUGGAUCUCCUUUGUGCACCGCCCGGACGACGGCAGCACCUCCAAAAGGAGAUGCAAAGGGAAAGACAAGAAAUUACGUGGCCUUGUUGGGCCUCCAGGACCUCCUGGUCCUCAGGGCCCUCCAGGAGCACCUGGUGCUGAAGUCACCCGAGAAGUCCUUCUGCAAGAGUUUAAGGAGAUACUGAAAGAAGCCAUUGAACGUCGAGCAUCCCUGGCUAUCUCAGCCCAUCCCAGCCAGCUGCCCCCGCUCCUGCUCUCCUUGGAGGAAGCUUCACCCCACAGACGUGUAGAGGAGGCAUUCCAUUGCAAGCUAAAAGGACAAGUCACUGUAGAUAAGAAGACCCUGGUAGAACUCCAGAACUUCCAGUCGCCUCUGGCCAAAGGAGCUUUUCUCCGGGGGACAGGAUUGAACCUGGCCACAGGACGCUUCACAGCACCCGUGUCUGGCAUCUACCAGUUUUCAGCCAAUGUCCACGUGGGUCUUUGGAAGUCAUUGCUGGUCUGGAAAGUAACAGCAAAAUCUUCACAAUCUAUGUACAUGGCUUACUGCAGCUGCAGGCUGGCCAGUACACCUCUAUAUUUGUGGACAACAGUGCUGGAGCUCCUGUCACCAUCCAGAACGGGUCAGACUUCAUGGGCAUGUUGCUGGGUGCGUAACCUGCAGCAGCCUGGCAGGGAAGGAGAUGAAUUACAGCCUUGCAGUGUAUAUUUGACUGAAGAAACCUUUACUUUGACUCUUGAAGACUGCUACCCAUAACUGCUGGCAUCUUUUUUAAACAAGCAAAGAGCCUUUCCUUUCACAGAUACUCCAGCUUGCUUUCAGAGGCUACUGCUAUUCAAGGUCCACAUCAUUCAUCCUACAAAAACACACUCUUACCAUUCAGAAGCAAAGCCUGUGGUGUUUAAUUUGUGCUUCACCAGGUGCUCACUCAACAACACACUGAGGUUUGACUUUGUUGCAUUAGAACUUCAUGUCACAAUAGCACUUGUACUCAGCGUGUCUCUUGGGAUUGACUGUGGGGUGUUUGAGACGGUAAGUGAAGGAUUGAGAGGGGAAGUAAAAGAGUGACUAUAUCCCAUGUGCUGUGGAGGAAAGAGACAAAGAUGUGCCAGCAAAACUGCUUGAUCCAUACAAUUGUCAAUGCUAUAGGCCCUAGAAUUGGAUCUGUUUGCCAGGAAGUGUGUUGAACUCGCAGACAAUGCCAGCUCCACAGAUGGGAAUCCAAGGUCUGAACUCCUUAAUGGGGGUUCUUUAUAUCCAAGUAUUUCCUUGAUCUUACUGAUGAAGCUGAAUACCUCACUGCCUGUGCAGUUUGGUCUGUAAUGAAAAGGUAAAAGGCAAUGGCAGCAGUUCCAGCAUGAACUCCCUUCCCUGUGUUCUUAUGUUUUAGUAAGACAUACGUGUGGCUUUGGGCUGCAUCACAUAAAGAGCAUCCUCUCGGGUGCCAUGGAAUCACCUGGAAACGUGUGACAUGCAUUACACUGCCUGGCAAAAGCCUGGCAAAGAGCAGCCUCGGAUCACAUGUGUCACAUCUGCUUACAAUGGGUUUGGAUGGAACAAGUGGCCUAUCUCCCAGCAUGUAUAACUAUCCUGUCCUUUGUACUGUGUAUCUGUAAUAAAUUGGGCUGUUUCGUGCAUGACUCGCAGCAACAUCAUCCAAGUGUUGUGCCAUUCAGCAUAUGUUGGUGCAUCCAUAGGGGUUUGGAACCAAGUCUCACUGUUCUUGGGAAAUCAGAGUUAAAAUAUUUAUUGUUGUAGAACUAAAGAAGUUUCUCAGACUUUGCUUUGGGAUUUGUGAUUUUUUUCGCCCUGUCUUUGCUGUGUUUUACACUCAUGAGC